GUCCAGAGCCCCAUGAAGCUGAUGGCCCUUCAGCUGCUAUUCUGGCACAGUGCACUUUGGACAGUGCAAGAAGCCACUCCCCUGCGCCCUGCCAGCAACCUGCCCCAGACCUUCCUGCUCAAGUGCUUAGAGCAAGUUAGAAAAAUCCAGGCUGAUGUCGUGGUCGUGCAGGAGAGGCUGUGUGCUACCCACAAGCUGUGCCACCCCGAGGAGCUGGUGCUGCUCAGUCACUCUCUGGGCAUCCCCCAGGUUCCCCUGGGCAGUUGUUCCAGCCAGGCCCUGCAGCUGACAGGCUGCCUGAGACAACUCCACAGUGGCCUCUUCCUCUACCAGGGCCUCCUGCAGGCCCUGGCAGGAAUCUCCCCCGAGUUAGCCCCCACCUUGGACAUGCUUCAGCUGGACAUCACCGACUUUGCCACCAACAUCUGGCAGCAGAUGGAAGACCUGGGGAUGGCCCCUGCUGUGCAGGCGACCCAGAGCACUGUGCCAAUGUUCACCUCGGCCUUCCAGCGCAGGGCAGGAGGUGUACUGGUUGCCUCCAACCUGCAGAACUUCCUGGAGCUGGCCUAUCGUGUCCUGCGCUAUGUUGCUGAGCCCUGA
Messenger RNA from Miniopterus natalensis, 600 nucleotides. RefSeq names its product colony stimulating factor 3 (gene CSF3). Gene Ontology annotation, cellular component: extracellular region. Gene Ontology annotation, molecular function: granulocyte colony-stimulating factor receptor binding; cytokine activity. Gene Ontology annotation, biological process: positive regulation of myeloid cell differentiation; immune response. NCBI's taxonomy places the organism in Eukaryota, Metazoa, Chordata, Mammalia, Chiroptera, Miniopteridae. The record is from RefSeq and is a predicted model, not a curated record.